This is a messenger RNA of Syngnathus acus (greater pipefish), 1473 nucleotides long. It is a transcript of the gene slc50a1, whose product is annotated as solute carrier family 50 member 1. Gene Ontology annotation, cellular component: membrane. Gene Ontology annotation, molecular function: sugar transmembrane transporter activity. The record is from RefSeq and is a predicted model, not a curated record. Gene Ontology annotation, biological process: carbohydrate transport. NCBI's taxonomy places the organism in Eukaryota, Metazoa, Chordata, Actinopteri, Syngnathiformes, Syngnathidae. The transcript has 7 exons. Bases 308 to 901 code for a protein of 197 amino acids.
GAAGCGCGACUGAUUGCAAACACGGAAAUCCAGCCGGAAAAGAAGUCCGCCCGCCGUGGGGUGUAGUAAUUUUGCUUUUCACGACUCUUUUAUAUUCGAAAAGCAAAUAUUAUACUCUAAAUAACAUAUUUAUCGUUUUUAAAAUCCUUUUUAUGGAGUUGCUGCAUCUUUUAUCAUGGGCGUGCAUCGUGUUUACACUUUGGAUGUUCUCGACUGGGCUGGUCGACCUCAAGAAAAUGCAAAACUCCAAGAGCACCGACAACAUCCAAUUUCUGCCUUUUCUCACCACAUGUGCCAGUAACCUCGGAUGGUUCUACUAUGGGAUGCUGAAGAUCGACCAAACACUUAUUGUCGUCAAUCUUAUCGGCGCUUUUCUGCAGUCCAUCUACAUCCUUGUAUACUUCAAGUACACAAAACAAAAGAAAAUGGUCCUGUUCCAAGUACUUGUCAUUUCAACGGUGGUGACCAGCGCCGGGUUGUACUUUUCAUACCUCCCUCCGGGCGACCUGGUGCUAAACCAGCUCGGCCUCGUCUGCAGCAUGGCCACUGUGGGCGUGUACCUGUCCCCCCUCGCAGACCUGUCAGAAACGAGCCCGUGGCUUUCCUCCCAUUCUUCUCCUCCUCAUCUGCAUCUUCCUGUUAUUCCUUCACCGUUUGGCCCCCAUCCCCUUGGAGACGCCAGAUAGCCAUCGUGCAGAGCGGCAACGUACAGCGCUUGUCCUUCCCCCUGACCGUGGCCACGUUCUUCACUUCCACUUCCUGGUUCUUAUACGGCCAGCAGCUGGAUGACUACUACGUCAUGGUCCCUAACCUUCCUGGAAUUCUCACUAGCAUCAUCAGAUUUUAUUUGUUUUGGAGAUUUGACCACGUCAGCCCCCCCUAUAAGUCCAUGCGGGUAUGAUGAUAUCCAGCAAUGGACAUGUUACACAAUGAGAAAGUGCCACUGUGGGCGAUGACGUCUAUGAUCCACAAAGUUGUAAGUAAAAGUAUUUAUAUUCCAAAGGUGUAUUGCAAUACUUAAGAAAUUUAAUUCAGGUCUUUUGUUAAAGGUGUCCCCUUUAAGUGCCUUGCGUUGGCUACUAGUGGGUAUCCUGGACAGACUGAAGAAAAAAAAAAAAAGUUAAAUAGUAAAACUGCAAAGUUUUCAAAUGGUCCCAUUUGGCGAAAAUCUAUUCAAGUGGAUUGAUUUGUUUACUGCGAUCCAAAGACUGCGUUGUUUGUAGGCUGCUAUUUUGAAGAGGGCGAACACGUGUCGAGCGUUUCCUCUUUGCUUCUGCCGGGAAAACAAUUUUUUUUUAAUUCUAUUUCCUCUUGUGCCUUUCCUUGUUACCAGAACAUAUCAGUGGCAGUAAGUUAUGUAUCGUGUUUCUAUGACGACUGUUUACAUCGGCUAUUUUUGAAAGCUUUUUUUAAAAGUGUAAAAUGGACCUAAGUAUGAAUGAUGACUUUUUGUCAAUAAAUAAUGACAAAGUG